AAGCGAGGACCGCGAAACGUUCGAGAACACUAUGGUGACUCAGUUCGAGUUCCGAGCCGCGGCUGCGGUGGCGGCGCCGCCGUCCACCUUCCUCCGCACUUGGUCCAGGGGCAGGAAGCAAGCUGGACUGACGGAAUUCGUCGCCGCGGGAGAUGCCGAUGGUGCCGGAUCCAAGUAUCCUGUUCUCGGCGCGUCGUCGUCUUCCGGGCCGGCGACUGGUAGGCAUGAACACGUCUCUGUAAUGGUGGAUGGAGAUCAGGGCGCCGCGCCUGGAGGCGACAAGAAGCUGAAACGGGCUUGCUCCGCGCCCGGGGCCACUGUGGCGAUCGCGCACGCCUCGCCGCCGGACUCCUAUCGCCGCAUGCCAUGGCGCAGCAGGAAGCAGUACUCCCCGAAGCGCUUCGUCGCGGCGGUGGGAGCACCUCCUUCGGCUGCCGCGCCGCCCUCAGACGAUCGACUUCUCCCCGCUGCCAGCCUAUGCUCCGCAUUGCCGUCAGCGUCGAGGACGGGAGCUGCCUCGGAUGCCACGGCGAGCUCCGGUGUGUUUGACUCGGAGGCGUCGUCCUCCAAGCGCCCUCCUUCUCGCGGCAGGAAGCAGCCGCGCCCGGAGCACUUCAUCCCAGAGGAAGCGGAAGCUACGGCAAGCGCCAAGGCUCGCUGGAGCGACAUCGUCCUCGACGGGUUCCUCUCUGGCUCCUCGGUAUCGGAGUGGGUGAGGAAUGUCACAGCCCAGGACACCGCUGUUGACGGUGAGCGCCAGCGCGGCGUCAAGGGCUUCAGGAUCAGGGACGCGAGCCACCACGCCGCCCGUGCGCUCAGCCGCCUCGGAUGCACAUCGCCAUCGUCCUCUUCAGCGGCCGCUGGGGGUCCUCCUGGAGAGCCCGGCGGGAAAGGGAGGUUGUACGGCGUGCUCGCUGUCCUUGGCGCGUCGCUGGCGCUCACCGUGGUUUCCUGCGUGCUGUUCUACAUCGCCGGCCAGAGGAGCGAGCCUGGACUGUCCCGGGAGAAGCCCGACGAGUGACAGUUAUCCAUCUGAAGUGAUCAGUGACAGUUAGCAUUCUGAAAUGUCCAGUGACAGAUAGCCAUCUUUUUUUUUUUUUGAGGCUGUGGCUAUGCUCCCUCAUCUAAAAAUAGACAGAUAGCCAUCUGAAGUGUAAAGGAUUCAGUAAAGGCUGUAGCUGCCUUUGGCAUUCCUUUGGAGCCAAAGAAUUCGCUGCUUAUACCUGUAGCUACUCCAGUUCUUUGCCCGAAGAAUUAGGUUUGCAGUUGUCUGAAUACUGAAUCUUCGUCUCUUCCGACUUCAUAUUAUCAGUGAUGUGCGGGUCUUGGAACCCCUUGUAUGUGCUUCACAUUUGUUGCACCGCGUCCCUUGUAGCUUAACGGAGUAUAGCACUGUUAUGA
Molecule: messenger RNA, 1401 nt
Organism: Lolium perenne
Lineage: Eukaryota; Viridiplantae; Streptophyta; Magnoliopsida; Poales; Poaceae
Source: RefSeq, a predicted model, not a curated record